CUAUAUAAAAAUGUCUCAUUUAGUAACAACAUAUUCCUACAUUUGUCUUAAGUUUUCCAAACACAAGUGAUAACAACAUUAAGGUUGAAUUUUCAUUAAUUUUCAAGAAGAAAAACAUGGUGAAUGAGAUUGAAGAAGAAGAGGAGAAUUUGUAUAAUUCAACAAGUGAUUUGUUUGAAAUUGAUCAUGAUGAUUAUCAUGGUGAUGGUGAAGUGGAAGGAAGUUUGUUUUCAUUUGACUUUCAUAAUCAUGAGGAACAUGAUGUUGUUUAUGUUGUUGUUUGGAACAAGAUUAACAAUGUUAGUGACCAUGAGGGACCAAGUAUGGAUGCUUUGCUUUGGACACUCAAUCAUGUUGUGAUUAAUCAAAAUUCUACUAUUGUUUUUCUCAUUCAUAUCUUUCCUCAAACAAACUUCAUCCCUACUCCAUUGGGGAUGAUUCCAAUAGGGCAAGUGAAUGAAGAGCAUAAAGAGAAGUACAUGACUCAAGAAAGAAGCAAGAGGAGGCAAUUCCUCCAAAAGUUUGUUGACAUUUGCUCUUCUUCCAAGGUUAAAGUGGACACUAUACUUAUUGAAAGUGACAUGGAAGCCAAAGCUAUACUAAACCUCAUUCCCAUCUGCAACGUAAGAAAGCUGAUUCUUGGUACUACUAAAGCCAAUCUCAAGAGAAUGAAGUUGAGAAAAGGCAACGGAACGACAGAUGAGAUAUUACAAAAUGCACCAGAGUUCUGUGAGGUUAAGAUCAUAUGUGAAGGCAAGGAAGUUGUUGAGCUGCAGAUGUUUGAAUCCCCUUCUCUCCGAUACUCCGGUAGCAGCCCAAAGUCCAUUGAAGGUCAGAUCCAAAAUCUGAAUCAACAAGUCCAGAAUGCAUCCAUUGGAUGUGGAGGAUGUUUCAGAGCCAAGGUCAGGUCUUAGAUAUCAUACAGUUAAUGGUGUCUUCCCUCAAGGACGUCGAGUCUCCUCUCUUCAUCAUACCUUAUAUUACAUGUCAUAUCGACUGUUAAUGUACAUACAAGAAGUAAUAACACAACAACAUAUCCAGUGUAAAUCCACAAGUGGAGUUCGGGAAGGAUAGAGUAUACGCAGACCUUACCCCUACCUUGUAGAGAUAGAGAG
Capsicum annuum is the source of this 1115-nucleotide messenger RNA. RefSeq names its product U-box domain-containing protein 36. The record is from RefSeq and is a predicted model, not a curated record. Lineage: Eukaryota; Viridiplantae; Streptophyta; Magnoliopsida; Solanales; Solanaceae.